Lodderomyces orthopsilosis Co 90-125 is the source of this 3984-nucleotide messenger RNA. RefSeq names its product cleavage/polyadenylation factor CFT1. The transcript has a single exon. Gene Ontology annotation, molecular function: nucleic acid binding; protein binding. Lineage: Eukaryota; Fungi; Ascomycota; Pichiomycetes; Serinales; Debaryomycetaceae. Bases 1 to 3984 code for a protein of 1327 amino acids. The record is from RefSeq and is a predicted model, not a curated record. Gene Ontology annotation, cellular component: mRNA cleavage and polyadenylation specificity factor complex; nucleus.
AUGGACGCGUAUCAAGAGUUCAUAGAUCCUUCCAGGAUAAGUUGCUGUAUUGGGUGUAACUUUAUAUCCUCCGCUAGCAAGCACUUGGUGGUGGCGAAGGGUUCAUUACUUCAAAUAUUUGAGAUUAUACUUUUGAAGCAGUCAACUCCUACAAAACCGCAAUACCAAUUGAAACUAGUUGAACAGUUUAAACUACAAGGAACAGUUUCAGGAUUAAAAGCAUUGCGAACGUCCGAAUGCCCCCAUUUAGAUUAUGUGGUUGUAUCUACAAAGUAUGCAAAGUUUUCAAUAAUCAGAUGGAACCACCAAUUGCAUAAUAUAUCCACCGUUUCCUUACAUUAUUAUGAAAACUGCAUUCAGCAUUCAACUUUUGAAAAAUUGGCAAUUUCCGAUUUGACAGUGGAGCCAACCUACAGCUCAGUUUCAUGUCUUCGAUAUAAAAAUCUUUUAUGCUUUUUACCAUUUGAGGGAGUACAUGAGGAGGACGAUGAGGAUGACACCGACGACGAAGAUAUUGAUAAUGACAAAAAGGGUGGAUCUAUAACAAAGAACGGCUUGUCCUACGAGAACCAGCCGUUUUACGACGCCAGCUUCAUCAUAGACGCAGGAAUUCUCGAUUCGACAAUCGAUACUGUUCUCGACGUACAGUUCCUACACAACUACCAAGAACCCACAAUUGCUAUCUUGUCCGCAAAAUCCAACUCAUGGGCAGGAAAUUUGAUCAAAAAUAAAGAUAAUGUCCAAUUUCAAGUGAUGACUUUAGAUGUUCAAUCAAAGUCCACCUUGCCUGUAUUCAACAUAGACAAUUUACCAUAUGACAUAGAUAGAGUAAUUCCGUUACCGAAUCCACUCAAUGGUUGUCUUUUGAUUGGAUGUAAUGAAUUAAUUCAUGUGGAUAAUGGAGGUAUUGCUAAGCGUAUUGCGGUCAACGCUUUUACAUCUUUGAUUACCGCUUCAGUAAAAAGUUACCAAGACGAAAGCGAUUUGAACUUGAAAUUGGAAAACUGUGCAAUCGUACCCAUUCCAGAUGAUCAUCGUGUAUUGCUUAUACUAGCGACUGGUGAGUUUUAUUAUUUGAAUUUUGACCUUGACGGGAAGUCCAUCAAGAAGAUCCAUCUUGAGUUAGUAGAUCAAAAAAUGUACGACUCGAUCAGGCUUACAUACCCUGGACAAGUUGCCAGCUUGGAUAAAAAUUUGCUAUUUUUUGCAAACUUGAAUGGGGACAGUUCCUUGGUGGAGGUCAAAUACACCAGUUCUGCAAAGGUUAUUGAAAAAAAGGUGAAGGAAGAAAAAGAGGAGGAUUCAGAUGAAGAUGAUCUUUACAAGGAAGAGGAAGAGGAGGAAGAGCAAACAAUCAUGAGAAAGUCACAUAUUGAAUUUAAACUACAUGAUAAGCUUCUCAAUAAUAGUCCCGUGUCAUCAUUCACUCUAGGGUUGUGCUCAAAAGAAAAGUUUAAAUCGAACUUACCGAAUCCAAAUUACAAUGAAGUAUCAAUUAUCAGCAAUUCUGGAACUGGCGAUCAAUCGACGCUUAACGUUAUUGUCCCCACCAUUCAACCACAAAUAUCUUCUUCCUUAACGUUCUCUCAAGUCAAUCGUAUGUGGAAUUUGAAUCAAAAGUAUCUCAUCACUUCUGAUGACAAGAAUGAGAAAUCAGAAAUCUUUCAAAUUGAAAAGUCAUACAAAAGGAUGAAAUCAAAGGAUUUCGUUAAUGAUGAGUUGACUAUAAAUGUCCAUGAAUUGAAUAACGGUAAGUAUAUCUUACAAAUUACACCAAAACAAAUCAUUUUGUUCGACACUAAGUUCAAGAAAAAAUUGUCACUUACUGAGGAAAUCAAAGAUGAUGAAAUAUUGAGUAGUACAUUGCGUGAUGAAUUGUUGAUGAUAUUUCUCGCCAGUGGUGAUGUUAUGAUAUUCUCCAUCAAUACUUAUAACGAAUCUUAUUCUAAAGUAAAAAUUCCAAAACUAUUAGAGGAUACAAUUAUUACUACAGGUUACAUUACAAGUUCGCAUUUGUUGAAUGCCGUUCUGAAAAAUAUAGAUCUUUUAACCAACCCAAGAAAAAGGCGUCACAGCUCGAUUCAAUCUACAACUCCAAUAAAUUUGGUACCACCCAAAUCGGCAAAACAAAAGAUUUUUGUUUUGGUCACUGGUGAUAAUAGAAUUGUAGCAUUCAACCGACACCACAAUGAAAGAUGUUUCCAAUUGGACACUAUAAGCAAGUUUAGUGAUGUGCUUCAGUUGAAUUUCUUUGAUAUUGAACAAUCACCACCAGAUCCAUUCAUUAAACAGGUUAUUUUGAAUGAAUUGGGGGAUAAAGACCACAAAGAAGAGUACUUAACAAUAUUAACAAUUAGUGGUGAGGUGUUGAUGUACAAGCUAUUUUAUGAUGGUGAAAAUUAUAUGUUCAAAAAGGAGAAAGACUUGAAAAUCACAGGUGCGCCUGAAAAUGCAUUCAACUUGGGUACGAUGGUUGAAAGAAGAUUGGUUUAUUUUCCAAACUUAAAUGGAUACACAAGUAUUUUUGUAGCUGGUGUCAUUCCCUUUCUUAUCAUUAAAUCGUGUCAUUCCAUUCCUCGGAUAUUCCAAUUUUCCAAGAUACCAGCUGUUUCGAUAUCGGCAUUUUCUGAUUCCAAGAUCAAAAAUGGGCUUAUAUUUCUUGACAAUAAUCAAAAUGCACGUAUUUGUGAGUUAUCAUUGGACUACAACUACGAAUUCAAUUUGCCUAUUAGAAGGGUACACAUUGGUGAGCUGAUUAGGUCUGUCGCGUACCAUGAACAGUCAGAUACUGUGGUUAUAUCCACUUUUAAAGAAAUUCCUUAUAAUUGUGUGGAUGAAGAAGGCAAACCAAUAGCCGGUGUUCUUAAAGAUAAACCCCCAGCCACGUCGUUUAAAGGAUCCAUUAAGUUGGUUUCUCCCUUUAACUGGAAGGUUAUUGACACCAUAGAAUUACAAGAUAAUGAAGUCGGAAUGGCGAUUAAAUCAAUGGUUCUUGAUGUUGGUUCAUCAAUGAAGAAGUUCAAGACAAAGCGUGAAUACAUUGUUGUCGGUACAGGAAAAUUGAGAAUGGAGGACCUUGCUGCUAAUGGGUCAUUUAAGAUCUACGACAUCAUUGAUAUUAUUCCAGAACCAGGAAAACCAGAAACUAACCAUAAAUUUAAGGAGAUCUUUCAAGAAGACACCAGAGGAGCAGUUACCAGUGUUUGCGAUCUAAGUGGUAGAUUUCUAGUAGGCCAAGGCCAAAAAGUAAUUGUUAGGGAUUUGGAGGAUGAUGGGGUGGUUCCUGUUGCCUUUUUAGACACACCUGUUUACGUUUCAGAAGCAAAAAGUUUUGGAAAUUUAUUCCUAUUAGGUGAUCCUUUGAAAAGUAUUUGGCUUGUUGGGUUUGAAGCUGAUCCGUUCAGGAUGGUUAUGCUAGGGAAAGAUAGACAACAUCUUCGUGUUGAAUGUGCUGAUUUCAUUGUUAAAGAUGAAGAGAUUUUCAUUUUGGUCGCGGAUGUAAAUAACAGUUUACAUUUGAUUCAAUUUGACCCCGAUGAUCCUAAGUCGAUAAAUGGGACAAUUUUAAUCAACAAGGCAUCAUUUGAAACUAAUUCGCAAACGACAUGUUUACGAUCAGUUCCAAAAGGUGAAACUGGUGACUAUCAAACCAUUGGUUCCACAAUAGAUGGUGCAUUUUUCAACGUGUUUCCUGUCAAUGAGUCCACUUAUAGACGCAUGUAUAUUGUUCAACAACAAAUUUCUGAUAAAGAGUAUCAUUAUUGUGGGUUGAAUCCAAGGUUGAACCGAUUUGGUGGUGCUGUACAAAUUAGAGAUAAUGAUACCAAUGCCAAACCUAUUUUAGAUUACAAUUUAAUCAAGGAGUUUGCUAAAUUGAAUCUUGAUAGACAGAAGAAUAUCACUACAAAGAUCAAUAUAAAAGGUCUGGCUCAUGAUAUUUGGAAGGACUUGAUCGAACUUGAAUAUUCAUUGGAGGAUUUUUAG